AUGUCUUGCUCGUUCACUAUACAUUCUACCCAACCUAUAUCCAUCACAAUACGAAGUGGGAACCUCCCAAAUGCUAUGUCAACAGACAAAAAAGUGGGAGCAGUGAACUGCAAAGUUACAGUGGAAGUACGAGGCUCUAACCCUGGAGGACCCAUUACUAUCACGCUAUUUGAUGACUAUUCGAAUCCUGGACCCGAGGCAACUCCAUCUAACCCCCGAGUUGAAACCUCAGAUACGACACUAGUUGAGCCUACUGUGCACCAGCUCUUGUUUCAGCAUCGUAAACGUCUUCCAACUGGCGAAAUUGUGCCCGAGGAUUAUAGUGAAAAUACAGUCCAUGAGAAGAAAGCGGACAUGAAUGUAAUUGACAUUGGCUGUGACGAGAAUAGAGUUGUAGAGUCAUCUCUCUCCCCAAGGUCUAAGGAAAUGGGAAAGGAGAUUCAAAUAGAAGCGUCAAGUCCUUCACUGUCGACGCCUCUCAAAGAUUCUACACAUAGCAACAUUCUGAAACGAAAAUGGUCUUCUGACAUUCACACCGAGCCCGAAACGGUCUAA
This is a messenger RNA of Lentinula edodes (shiitake mushroom), 555 nucleotides long. RefSeq lists its product as uncharacterized. The coding region runs from base 1 to 555 and encodes 184 amino acids. Lineage: Eukaryota; Fungi; Basidiomycota; Agaricomycetes; Agaricales; Omphalotaceae. The record is from RefSeq and is a predicted model, not a curated record. The transcript has 4 exons.